AUGCUUUGUGCGAGGCCGCCGACCCAGCAGCAAAGGUAUGAAGACAGAUUGAAAUCAGUUUAUAAAACAGAACAUACCCACGCAUCAGGCACGGGUGCGAGUGGAAGUGGAAGUGGGGGUGGAAGGUGGGGUGUGGGUGUGGGUGUGGGUGUGGGAGUGGGAGUGGGUGCGGGUGGAUGUCAGGCGGGAUUGGUGGUGAUGAGAGGAGGAGCGGGGACGGGGACGGGGACGGGGGCGGGGGUUGGAUUUGAGUCUGGUUCUGGGUCUGCGUCGAGCGUGUGUGUGUGUAAGGAUGAACAGAAGGAUGCGGAUGGACAGGAACUAGAGCUCGAGCUCGCGCUGGAGUAUAAACACGACACGGCGUUCGAGUAUCAGUUUGAGCUUCCCGCUUCUUUCGGUUUCGGUUUCGCCUUCUUCGCCGGAUUUUGCGUCGACUUCGCCCUCUUCGCCGUCUUUUGCUUCGCCGGCGCUGGCUCCGUCGCCUUUGCCGGUGUUAUCGAGCGUAUCUGCAACCACAACCGCGACCGCACCAGCCUCAGCCUAGCACCAUCCUCAACACCAGCGCACGGUAAACAACAAGAACAAGAACAGAAAGACAUAUCACCAACCCCACCCCCGAUCCCGUUUCCUACCCAUGGAACGACAUGUGCAGCUUCAGCUUCAGCUUCAGUGUCGGACGUGUCGAUGUCGACUUCGAGGGGUGGGAUGUUGCGCAGUAGGAGGAGGAGUAAGGGGCGGGGUGCGGUGGGGGUGGUGAUGAUGAUGGAAGAGGAAGAGAGAGAGAGGGAGAUGGAGAUGCAAGUGCAAGUGCACGUGAAAAUGCACGCGCACGCACACGCACGCGGAGGCAAAUACGCACCACGCGCGGAUCUGCGCGCGGUUAUCGAUAUUGGUUCUCCGCACUCCCUUUCCUUCCACCAGCAACGUCAUCAGCAUCUAACUACCACCACCACACCCAACACCACCACUACUACCACAAGACCAAAGACAAAGACAACACUCCCAGCGCGCGCACUCGACGGUCCCAUCUUUGGCUUUAAGAACUUCAACAAAGGGUAUGCGCUGUAUGAGAGGGACUACGAGUAUGAUGGGCGCGGGUACGAGUCGGGGCCAGGCGGGUCAGGCAGGUCGGAAGAGUCGCCGUCGGUGUAUUCGUGUGAGAGUGCUGUGAGAGCGGAUGGUGGUGUCGGUGUUGAUGUUGAUGUGUGUGGGGGUGUAAAUGCAGAUGGCGAGGCAGAGGUGGACGAAAGACACGAACAUGAACAUGAAGAAGAGCAUGACCAUGACCACGACUACGACCACGACGACGCACACUCCCUCAUCGGCUCGUCGUCCUCGUAUUUUGUCGCGCUCUGUGCUAGGAAGGAUGCGGCGCGGGAUUUUGGAGCCGAGUUUGGGUUAUCUUCGUCUUUGUAUUCGCCUUCGGGUGGAGGUGCGGAGUAUGAAGAUCUAGGAGCUGGCUCUGUGGAACAAGUCAACGAAGGCGGGAUAUCAAACUCGAACUCAAAUUCAAGUUCAAAUGCGAACGCGGACGCGAACACGUUCACGCCGUACGUCCCGCUCGUUAUCCAGCACGACCGCGAGCGCGCGCAGGCGUGGGAUAUGAAGAGAGGGCGUCGAUGUCGACGUCGAUCACCAUCGCCAUCACCAGCGUCAGCGUCGUCGUCCUCACGGCGUAGACCUGCAAACGUGCCUCAUCCGCUACCAUUGCCAUUGUCAUCAGCAAUAGCAGCCCUAUCGUCCCCUAUCCUUCCUUCGCCACCGCUUUCGCCUUCGCCGUGGCUUUCGCUUUCCCCAUCGCCAUCGCCUACAAGUCCGAGCCCUGUUCUUCCACUCCAACAACAGUACCAACACCAGCCGCAUCAACAUCAGCAGCAGCAGCAGCUCCCACCGAGAUUUUCACGCUCUCUCUCCCUAUCAAGCACAGAGAGCGGCGCGCCUGUUACGCCGUGCACGCCUUUGUUCGUUAUUACGGAGGCGGAUGGACGGAGUUCGCGUGCUGUGCAGGGGAAAGAUGGUGUAGGUGACGAGGAUGAGAAUGAUGAUGGCGAGCAGGCUAGGCAGAUAGGGGUGUCGCGGCCUAUUGCGUUCGCGAUCCCGCCUGCGUCUGCGUCGCCGACGGUACAGCAGCAGCAUUUCUUCGCGGCGCGUACGUCUACGGCUACGGCUAGCCCUGCCCUAGCUUUAGAUCCAUCGGGCGCUCCGUCUGUCCAACACCAAACUCAACCACAAUCACAAUCACAACCACAACAACAAGCAAACGCCUGUACAGCGUCCCCGCCAUCCUCACCACAGACGCAAACCUCUACACAAACCUCCACAUACGCACACGCACGCACACACACAUGUACACGCACACGCACAAGCACACGCACAAGCGCACACACAAGCGCACUCAGCGCACUCGCUGAAACGAGUCAAAACCCGCUCCAGGCAGAGUAA
This is a messenger RNA of Psilocybe cubensis, 2442 nucleotides long. RefSeq lists its product as uncharacterized. Lineage: Eukaryota; Fungi; Basidiomycota; Agaricomycetes; Agaricales; Agrocybaceae. The record is from RefSeq and is a predicted model, not a curated record. Bases 1 to 2442 code for a protein of 813 amino acids. The transcript has 4 exons.